AUGCCUAGGGUGGUUUCUCGCUGCUUCCCGUGGCUUUCGCGCCAUCGUCGGGGCGAGAGGUCGGUCGACACAUCUGAUGCCGAGAAGCGGGACGGCACAUCUGAUUGCGAGAGGCGGGACAGCUUCGAAACCUUACCGGAUGAUGUCGUAGUGAAUGUGCUCAGCAGACUGGUUGUCGACCAACUCGGCCACGCAAAAGGAGUAUGCAGAAGGUGGCGUGCUUUGAUCGCGACGGCUUACUUCACUCGAGUGCAUCUUCAAAGAGCUUCUUCAGAGCCUAUCCUGUACUCCAUGCUCUCCGAGCGCCGCGCCGAUGACCCGCCCUUUUUGGGUGUCCUCAACUGGGGCUCCCCGGAGACGCAACGGAUUAGACAAUCCAAGCUACCGAGAUUCCCACUCCCAAUAACCAUGUACGACAUUUGUGAUCUUCUAGGUUGUUGCGACGGACUGCUUAUCUUCCGUACCCCAUCUUUGUAUGAGAUUAGCAACCCCAUAACGCGGGAGCGAAUUGACUUGCGGCGAGAAGGAACGAUAUGUGGUUUCUUUCUCCAUUCGCUUUCGAACAAGUAUCGGCUGCUUUCUUACAGAGAAACUCCCAUUGGCUUCUGGUAUCAGGUGGGCGGCAUAGGGCCAGCGGCGUGGAAAGAUGUCGGGACGUAUCCCUACCGUCCUAGAGAACAAGAAGCCCCAUCUGGCGCAAAGGGCCAUCUUCACUGGAUGGCGGUUGGGAAGGAAGGUAGGUCGCCACCUUGUUCGCAUUCCGUCAUGGUCUUUAGCACUAGAGAGAGCAAACUUCGUUUUAUGCCUCAUCCGGGAGAUUCAUGCCGAUCGAGCGAGGGACGUUCGAAUAUGCACUUGGUGGAAAUGUACGGCAGCGUAUAUGCCUAUGCAAUUUGCGUAAAACUUGUGGGCAUAUGGGUUUUGGAGGACCAUGCGAGCUGGCAUUGGGUAAAGAAGUGCGAUAUUGAUCUCGAGCGGCAUCCGACUUCUGGGUCCAUGACAAGCUACUCUGACUACAAAGACGUGCAGCUUAUAGAUAGCCAAGACGGUGAGUUGCUUCUGUUCUGGCCUCGCAGGGGAUUCUUUGAGUAUAAUCUGCAGUCGAAAACAAUCAAAAGAGUCCACGUGAAAUUUAGCGCAAGCAGAAUGACGAGCAGGUUCUCAGCUAUUGAUCUCUUCAUUCUUCAUUUUCAGAACCGGAAUGAUCACCCUGUUUGGACUUUGGAAUGA
Messenger RNA from Rhodamnia argentea, 1230 nucleotides. RefSeq names its product F-box protein At3g07870-like. NCBI's taxonomy places the organism in Eukaryota, Viridiplantae, Streptophyta, Magnoliopsida, Myrtales, Myrtaceae. The transcript has 2 exons. The record is from RefSeq and is a predicted model, not a curated record. Bases 1 to 1230 code for a protein of 409 amino acids. Gene Ontology annotation, molecular function: protein binding.